Asparagus officinalis (garden asparagus) is the source of this 789-nucleotide messenger RNA. RefSeq names its product protein FAR1-RELATED SEQUENCE 3-like. Gene Ontology annotation, molecular function: zinc ion binding. The coding region runs from base 1 to 789 and encodes 262 amino acids. The transcript has 2 exons. Lineage: Eukaryota; Viridiplantae; Streptophyta; Magnoliopsida; Asparagales; Asparagaceae. The record is from RefSeq and is a predicted model, not a curated record.
AUGGACACUCCAUUGUUAUUGGAGAGGGAUGCAGCAGAGUUGUACACGCGAACAAUGUUUUAUGAGGUACAGAGUGAGAUAAUGUCAUCUUGUUAUGAUAUGAGUAUCAACAGUAUAUCAGAAGAAGAUGGCGUGAAGAUUUUUUCCAUAAAGGACAAAAAGAGACAUGGAAAAAUAUUUAAGGUGAAACACGCUUAUUUGAACAAUGACGUGCAAUGUACGUGUAGGCUGUUUGAGAAAAUGGGUAUAGUAUGUAGACAUGGUUUUUUUGCACUGAACCAAGCUGAUGUAACAAAGAUACCAAGACAUCUUGUUGUGAACCGAUGGACAAAAGGUGCUGAGAUGAGGCAUUCAUUACAGUUCAAGGAAAUAUCAGAACAGUGCAAUGCAAUUGAAGUUACAAAUCAUAAGUUGAAUGACAUAUGGUAUGAUUUCCAAUCCUGUGUGAGUUUGGCAGGUUUAGAUGGUGAGAGACUUGACUACCUGGAAGGGAAGUUGAAGGAGCUGAAGCACAGUUUGCGUGAAUCUAGUUGGAAAUCUGACACACAGAACAAAAAUGAUGUAAUGGAGUUUUUUGUUGGCUCAAAAAUACCAGCGGAAGUGAUCGUUAAACCUCCCAUUAAAGGUAGAAACAAGGGGUGUGGACGGAGAAUUGUUGGUGAUUAUGAGAAAUCACUUACUCAACGAAAAAAGAAGGUGCCAAGGCUGUGUAAUAUGUGCAAAAAAAUCGAUUUCCAUGACGCACGGACAUGCCCAUUAAAGAAAACAGUACAGGAAAGUGAUGUUUAA